GCGAACGAAUUGAUUCAUAUUAAUCAAUUCGUUGGUGAAUGAUUUUCGAAAAAUGAAUCUAUUUUCGUAUUUCGUACGCGAAUGGUUCUUUCAAAAUUUUCAUAAUAAGCAAAUACUUGAGUAUAACCUUAAUGGAAACUUACACCAUAAAAACAUUGAUAAAGAAAAGACAAUUACUACUUUCAAGAAAGUAAGAAAGUACAUACUAUAAGUAAUUACCCACAAAAGACAAGUACUUCAAACAAAAACGAAGGUUUACAAUGACCAGAAAAAAAUUUAUAUUUUUUGACAACAGUAGGUAUCUACUCGUGUGUGUUUCAAUACGCAAAUAAAAUUGAAAAGGAAAGUUCUAGAAAAAUCCAGUAAUCGAUGACUUCUUCUCCACUUGCCGAUCAGGAUGAAAUCACAUCAGCCAAGUUAAUCGCCUAUGCCAAAGGAUUACAAAGACAGGAUGCUUUAGAUAUCGGAUUUGAGAAUACUAAACUAUGGGGCUCAAAACGUCUAUUGGUGGCAAUACUCAUGUUCUUCAGUUAUUUUUACAUAUUCAUGCUGCGAGGAAAUUUAAGCAUAGCGAUUGUGGAAAUGACAUCCGAGAAAAAUACUACCUCGGGAGAUCAAAUCAUUACCCAAAAACCAGAGUUCGCAUGGGACAUGAAAACCAAAGCAUGGCUAUUGAGCUUGUUUUCUUACGGAUAUGCGUGCGCCAUAUUUGGAGGAUAUCUGUCAACAAAAUAUGGUGGUGUCACUGUUAACGGUUUGGGGAUUUUGUUGACUGCUAUCUUAACCAUCUUAUCUCCUUUCUUUCUCCGCGUGAACUUUUAUUUAUUCGCAAUUGGGCGAAUAGUCGAAGGAACAUUCGAUGGCUUUGCUUAUGCAGCAACGUGCGAUAUUUGGAGCAGAUGGAUUCCAAUGAACGAACUGCCACAAGUCAUCGCUUUUAGUCAUGUUGGACAUAACGUAGCUGCAGCUUUAACGUUUCCUCUGUGUGGUUUGAUAGCUCAACAUUUCGGAUGGGCGAUGAUAUUUUAUUUCUCAGGCACAUUUGCAAUUAUUUGGUGCAUUAUAUUUCUCACAAUGAUUCGAAAUGAUCCAUCACAAGAUGCAAAAAUCUCUUCAGGAGAGUUGAGAUACCUCAAACGAAGCAUAGAAUUCAAAAAGCGAGAAAAUAUCAAAUAUCCCUGGAAUAAGAUCAUAAAAUCCAAGCCACUAUGGUGUUUAUGUUUGAAUAAAAUUGCUUACAGCUGGAGUAUGAUGACUUUGGUGUAUUGCUUGCCUUUGUACAUCAAAGAUGUAACCAAAAAAAACACAGCUCAGGUGGGAUUUAUUUCCGGCAUUCCAAAUAUGGCAAAUUUGAUUAUAACUCCGAUCACUGGAUUGUUUCUCGGAUAUUUACAAAAUAGGCCAGGUUUGAAUUCAUCUCAGUUACAGAAAUGGAUGCUGAUAAUGGUACUCUCGUUAUCAGGAGCACUGUUCAUUGCAGUAGGAUUUACUAGUUUUGCAGUGACAUUGAUAAUAUUUGUAAUUCUGGUGGCCUUAUUUUCAAUAAUUAGUACUUUAUUACAAGUGAUGGUUAUAUCGAUAUCGCAUGACCAUGCUGGACUUGUGGCUGGUAUAUCUGCAUUCUGGUAUUCAAUCAGCUCAAUUGUAGCCCCCCUGACUAUUGGAUUCAUAGUUGUUAAUCACACUUGGCAAGAAUGGUGCAUUUGUUUUGGCUUGAAUGGAGGUGUAGUGAUAUUUACUGCUAUAAUGACGGCGUUAUACGGAUCCAACGAUGAUCAGCAAUGGUCAUCGAUAAAUCAAGAUGAAGACAUUGAUACAAUCGAUACAAGACCCCAAAAUACGAAUGUAACCCAAUAAAGAGAUUUUUAUAAACGAGAAACUCAUCAUUUCGUCACCGCUUUGUGAAUCAUUUGAGACAAUAAUAGACCUGUCGGAGUCAAAACAAAAAAUAAAAAUAAUCAUUCCAAGUAAUGAAUCUUAAAUACCUACCUAACAGCGAAAAAUAAACAAUCUACAUUUUCAACACGAGUAUUUUCCACUAAACCGAAUUUCAUACUUGUAAGCCCAAAAAC
Planococcus citri (citrus mealybug) is the source of this 2072-nucleotide messenger RNA. RefSeq names its product sialin-like. Gene Ontology annotation, cellular component: membrane. The coding region runs from base 370 to 1857 and encodes 495 amino acids. Gene Ontology annotation, biological process: transmembrane transport; monoatomic anion transport. Lineage: Eukaryota; Metazoa; Arthropoda; Insecta; Hemiptera; Pseudococcidae. The record is from RefSeq and is a predicted model, not a curated record. Gene Ontology annotation, molecular function: transmembrane transporter activity. The transcript has 10 exons.